This is a messenger RNA of Monascus purpureus, 2066 nucleotides long. NCBI's taxonomy places the organism in Eukaryota, Fungi, Ascomycota, Eurotiomycetes, Eurotiales, Aspergillaceae. The record is from the annotation of a GenBank genome assembly.
CGUACAUCCUCGGAUGUUCUUCUGCUGGAAUAACAGCACGAUCCAAGAAGCGCAACAAUUCUAACUUCUAAUAAGAAGAGGAUGACGCUCUCCGACAGCGCGAUGGUGUGAUUAAAUCUUAUCGCUUCAGAUCCCGAGAAACCGCCGGGCUCUACUGGCGGAAUACUUUAUUAAAGGCUCGCGUCGGCCAUUGAACUCUCCCAGUAUCGUAUCUGGAUUGUCCCUGCAACUCUAAACAUCAAUUGACAAGGCAAUGCCGGCUAUCAAGUCUGUCGCCAUCAUCGGCGCGGGGCCCGCGGGCGCCAUUGCCGUCGAUGCCUUCGCGCAGGAGAAAUCUUUCGACGUCAUUCGCGUUUUUGAGCGCCGUGAAAAAGCGGGAGGAUGCUGGUAUGCAGCGGAUUCGAUUUGACACCUAGUCCAAUACCUCGAGUCACGUCGCUAAGCAGGAUGCUAGGGUGUACGACGAGGAAGCCCCCCCGCGACUGUCUGAUUUCGACGACUUGUCCUCUCGCAAAGCCGGAGGACCAAUUGAGAUCCCGGAGAACCUCCCUCGGUAUGUGCCGCGGUCAUCCAAGCAGCGGUUCACGGAUACCGCAACGUACGCAGCCAUGGAGACGAACGUCGAUGCCUCCGUCAUGGAGUAUUCCCAGGAACGCAUUCCAGACAUUAGAUCGGAGUGGUCGGUCAAUCUGCAUGGCCCCGAUACCCCGUUUCGGCACAAUACGGUUAUCAGGCAGUACAUAGAGGACUUGCUCAAUCGCAAUGGCUACCAGGAUUUAGUCGAGUAUAGCACCACAGUCGAGAAGGCUGUCAAGGAUCCUAAGUCGGGGAAAUGGGUGCUCACACUCCGUCGGGCUGGGAAGACGGGCACGUAUGAUUACUGGUGGACGGAGCAGUUUGACGGGCUUGUCGUUGCCUCGGGGCAUUACAGCGUCCCGUAUGUCCCUGAUAUUAAGGGUCUGAAGGAAUUCGCAGAAGCAUACCCGGGUAGUGUUGAGCAUACCAAGGGGUUCAGGAAUCCUGAAAAGUAUCGAGGAAAGAAAGUUAUCACUGUCGGCGCGUCAGUCUCCGCCGCCGACACAACAGUCUCCCUGCUCGACAUCGCCCAAACACCCAUCCAUUCCGUGGUCCGGGGCAAAUACAACCCUUACUUCGGGGAUGAAGCGUUCAAGAACCCGAAAAUCCAACGACACCCCCCUAUCUCGCACAUCUCCAGUGAAAACGGCGACAGAACAGUCUUCUUCGAGGACGGCACAUCCGUCUCCAACGUCGACAACAUCAUCUUCGGCACGGGGUUCACAUGGAGCCUCCCUUUCCUCCCCGAUAUCCCUACAAGAAACAACCGCGUUCCAGAUAUCUACCUUCACAUCUUCCACCAGCGGGAUCCGACCCUCUCAUUCGUUGGAGCUGUCGGCGCCGGCCUAACCUUCAAAGUCUUCGAGUGGCAAGCCGUUCUCGCCGCCCGCGUGUUUGCUGGAAAAGCACACCUCCCCCCGGUCUCUGAGCAGCGGAAAUGGGAACAGGACCGCAUCGCUGCCAAGGGGGAUACGCCCGCCUUCUCGGUUAUCAACCCGGAUUUCGAAGAGUACUUCGAGACGGUGCGGCUGAUCGCUGGGAAUCCGCGUGAGGGAGAAACGGGGCGGGUACUGCCGCCGUUUGAUAGGCGCUGGGUCGAGGCUUUUAAUGAAGGGCAUCAGAGACGGAUUCGGAUGUGGAAGAAGAAAAAUGAGGAUGCGAGGAGGGAGCUUGAGAAGGGGGAGAGAGAGGCGAAGCUGUAGUGAUGAAUAGAGCGAUGUAUAUAACUCUUUCAUCGUACAAUUGGGCAACUCCUGCGCUUGGCCCUAUGUAUGCUCUGUUAGCAGAAUGCUAAUACCAGAAGCCACGAUGACUCUGAAACAGCCAGGUCUAGAUAAUCCCAAUUUCCGAGAAGAACAAGAUCAACUUCCAUCACGCAAUCAAACCCGCUUCUGUAACCAUUCUGCUGGUACAGUUUCGCUUCGCGGAGACUGCUAAAAGCCUUCAGAGCAGCUUACAAGGGACCGAAUAACACUCUAUAUGGUUUAAGC